ACAUUUGCACUCUUCUUGCACUUUCAUCCUGUUGUUUUCUUCCCGAAAACGUUAACACUUGUUCAUUAAUCUGCUCUCUCUUUUUGCUGACAAGAAGAGCUACUCUUUUUUCGUUCGAUCCAUACCCUUACAUGAUCAGGAAUAUGAUGUGGGGAUGUCUCUGUUGCAUCUCCCAAGAAGAUCAUAAACCCCAAAUCAGUGUGAGCCAGAAUAGGGAUUACCCCUGGGAGAUAUACUCUCUCAAGGAGCUUCUCCAUGCAACCAACAACUUCCAUGACGACAACAAGAUCGGUGAAGGCGGUUUCGGGAGCGUCUACUGGGGUCGAAGUAGCAAAGGCAUAGAGAUAGCCGUGAAAAGACUAAAGGCGAUGAGUGCAAAGGCGGAGAUGGAAUUCGCGGUUGAGGUAGAGAUCUUGGGUAGGGUUAGGCAUAAGAACUUGCUGGGGUUGAGGGGGUUCUAUGCGGGCGGAGAUGAGAGGCUGAUCGUGUACGAUUACAUGCCUAAUCACAGCUUGAUCACGCACCUCCACGGCCAACUCGCCGCAGAUUGUUUGCUUGAUUGGUCUCGAAGGAUGAGCAUAGUCAUUGGAUCAGCUGAGGGAUUAGCGUACUUGCACCAUGAGGCCACUCCUCACAUCAUACACAGGGACAUAAAAGCGAGUAAUGUCCUCCUAGACAACGAUUUCAAAGCAAAAGUCGCCGACUUUGGCUUCGCAAAGCUGAUACCCGACGGUGUGACCCAUCUGACCACGAGAGUGAAGGGAACGCUCGGAUAUUUAGCACCGGAGUAUGCCAUGUGGGGUAAGGUCUCUGAGAGCUGCGACGUUUACAGCUUCGGGAUACUGCUUCUCGAGAUCAUCAGUGCCAAGAAGCCGCUUGAGAAACUCCCGGGAGGAGUGAAGCGGGAUAUCCUGCAGUGGGUCACCCCGUUCAUCCAGAAGAGCGCGUUCGACCAAAUCGCUGACCCAAGAUUGAAAGGGAAGUUCAACAUGAAUCAGCUCAAGGCGGCCGUGAUGCUGGCGAUGAGGUGCACGGACCGCAACCCCGAGAACCGACCCAACAUGCUGGAGGUGGUCCAAUGGCUGAAGGGCGGUCUAGGUAAAAGGACAAAGGAGAUAAAACAGACCAUAGGUGACACGACGAAAGAAGACGGAGAGGGAGGACAAGCAGAGGAAUAUGAGAUCGAUCCGGAUUAUGAGGAGUCCGGAAUGGAUAAUUCCAUCAAGAUAAGUACAUGGAGAGCAGCUGGAUCUAAAUUCAGAUGAAUAUUCUUUCGUUAAAUUUGUUGCGGGAUUUGACAAAAUUCUCUCUUGUGUCCAUUUUGUGUUCCUUAAUUUAAUAAAUGUAUCGACUAUCGAUCGGUUAUGUAA
Messenger RNA from Punica granatum (pomegranate), 1370 nucleotides. The record is from RefSeq and is a predicted model, not a curated record. Lineage: Eukaryota; Viridiplantae; Streptophyta; Magnoliopsida; Myrtales; Lythraceae.